GUAGCUUCCCUUCCUUAGAAAUACGCAUUGUUUGAAAAUGGCCGACAACGAUCCUAAAUUUUCGUUCAUGCCUCUUGCCAAGUCGUUUAGUUCACUAGACGGCAAAGAAGUGCAGGAAUUAUUCAUGAAAUGGUCUAUGAAGGGGAGACUGAAAGCAAAGAUGUUCACCUUUGACCAAUGCUUUCAGGCAUAUGAAAAAGACAAGUUUGGACAGGACUUUUUUAACAACUCAGAAGUAGUGAAUGCUUUGGAGGUGCCAUCUAAUUCAGGGAAAUACAACUCACUCGGAACAAAAGCCAGCAAAGUCAAAGUGACAAGCGUUCCCUGCUCAGUGCUCUCCAUGAGUUUCUUUGACAAACUGUGUGAGGGUGAAAUCGCUCGUGAAUCCGGAGACGUCAAAAAAUGUUUUGAUGAGUUUAUUGGAGAUUUCACGAUAAGCGACAAUUUAAGACAGAUGUUGUUGAAUGAGGACUCUGACGUGUUUUGCGAGUUCAACGAGAAAGAGAGAGAAGAGUUCCUGUUCCUGCUGUUCUCCCACAUCUGUUUGGGAGGCCGGCUGUGUCAAUAUGAAGAUAACAUCCAGCCAUACCUCGAAGUCACAAAGGCUCUCUACAAAGAUUUGAUAAGUGUUCAGAAAGACCCAGAGACGAAAGCUUUGUCCAUCCUUUCACAUGUGUUCAAAGUCUGCUGCUAU
Molecule: messenger RNA, 694 nt
Organism: Aplysia californica (California sea hare)
Lineage: Eukaryota; Metazoa; Mollusca; Gastropoda; Aplysiida; Aplysiidae
Product: cilia- and flagella-associated protein 300
Source: RefSeq, a predicted model, not a curated record